This is a messenger RNA of Symbiodinium pilosum, 558 nucleotides long. The record is from the annotation of a GenBank genome assembly. Lineage: Eukaryota; Dinophyceae; Suessiales; Symbiodiniaceae.
GCAGCUGAAGCCUUCGGGGGCACAUCUUCCAUAGCACUGCUCUUCGUGGCAAUAUGCUUGGGGACUGGCGGAAUCUCUCGGCAGACGUUCAAUUCCUACAGCUGGCAUCUUCUGUUCCUCAUCGGGGGCGGUAGUGCUCUAGGCCUGGCGGUGCGCGAGAGCGGACUACUGAAGCUUGUUACGGAGAUUGUCAAAAGUGGCCUGUCGUCUUCCCCUUGGCCACUGGUGGCAGAACUCAUCCUGGUGCUGGUGGGCGCGACAACGUUCGUGUCGCACACCGUUGCCGCACUUGUGCUGAUGCCAUUGGUUGUUGAGCUGGGCGAGGAAGCCGGCGUCGAGCGGUUGGCAGUGUUGCUUGGUGCUUUUGCUUGCUCGGCAGCCUGCGCCCUGCCUAUGACCAGCUUCCCGAACGUGAACUCCCUGAUAGCAGUCGACGACCGUGGCAAGCCCUGGCUGUCCGUGAAGCACUUUCUCAUGGCCGGAAUCCCCACCACCCUGGUGCUGACUCUGCUCCUGAUCAGUGUCGGCUACCGCCUUGGCGUGUGGGUGCUAACCUGA